Messenger RNA from Cetraspora pellucida, 3207 nucleotides. The record is from the annotation of a GenBank genome assembly. NCBI's taxonomy places the organism in Eukaryota, Fungi, Glomeromycota, Glomeromycetes, Diversisporales, Gigasporaceae.
AUGUCUAGUUUGCUACGUUCGUAUGAUAUAAUUUGGUCUCCCCACGAAGGGACAAACCAGUUUAUAAUCGGAUCAAAUAAUGAUUUACGAUUAUAUGAAUUAAUUUCACCAAAGAGGUUGGAUGGUAAAGCCGUCGUGAAAACAGUAACUGUGUACACAGAUUCCUCGUGGGCGAAGGAUUCUUUGUCGAUGAAGUGUUUUGCAUGGUCACCUGAUCCUAGUUAUCAAAGUCUGAUCGCGAUUGGUUCUAUUGGUUCUCAAACCGGAAAAAUAGUUUUGGUGAAUCUUACAGAAGGAGAAACUGAGGAUGCACCAUCAAAUGAUUCUACCGCACUAUCUGAUGUAUUUCCAGUGUAUCUGCCGCAACCAUAUGUCAACCUCAAUCUUAAAAAUCCAAAAUGCAGUGCCUUAUCCUUCUCGCCAGAAGAACCGCGUCUCCUAGCGACUGGAUUAGAAAGGAUGAAAAAUGAAUAUUGCUUGUUGAUUUGGGAUGUUGAACAACCAAGGACUGGAAGUAUUAGUGUACGCAGUGAUCGAAGUAUACAUAAUGAAAUUGGAUAUGAUAGCUAUUCAUCGUUUCCAAUGGAGCCAUCUAGAUCAGGUUUAUCAGUAUAUGAAACAUCGUAUUCUUCACGUCCUGUACCUACAUCCAGCCACAUACGAGGUGAUGAAAUAAAGCCCACUUAUCAAUAUGGCCCAGGUGAAUUCGUCAAUUCAUGUUCUUGGUUCCCAUCAAAUAGAAGGCUAGUAGCUGGAAUAUCGUCGAGAUAUUUAAGAAUUUAUGAUUUAAGAAAGGACACUUAUGCACAAUAUUUAAACACUAAAUCUGUUCAUGGGGUAAAUGUGGACCCAUUCAAUGAAAAUCGAAUUGCCAGCUUUGAAGAGAGCUACAUCCAUUUAUGGGAUUUACGCAAAUUUACGGAAGCAAUAUCCUUUAUUUUCCCGCGUUCUGGCAUAUUGGCAUCUUUAGAUAAAGAUUCAUACCAUUUAACGUUGUAUGAUAUUCAAGAAAGUACAUUUAAAUUACGACAUUCCUCAACAAUAGAUCGAAAUUCACCUUUGGAAAAUUUUGAUUCUCAUCCAAAUUUAACCGAUGGAGGUAAUAGUACUCCCAUGAAUGAGAAAAGUAGUAUGCUUAGUGCUUAUGCCGCAGUCUCAAACAAGACAGACGAAGAAUUUGAUACGCCAGUUUUAUGGAAAUCUAGAAAACCACGCCGACUUUCAAAGAGUAUUUCUUCCUUUUCAUGGAUACCGACUUUUUCAACACCAACUUCACAUAGAUUAAUAUCAGUCAACAAGGACGGUGUGUACAAUUUUGUGACGUUGGAAGAAGCCCCUCAAUUUUGUUGGAGUCCUGUAGGAAACAUGGUUGUAUUUUAUCCUAAAGGCUUCAGAACAUUUGACAUAGAUGAAAUUCAUGGGUCCGUAGAAGAGUCUAACCAUAAACGUAGCGAUUCACAUAGCAUGAAAAUUCAAGGGCAUUCAAGCGAUGGAGGAGUUGGGCAUAAACAUCACGUUUAUUUGGAUCUCAAACAGGAUCAUGAUUAUGAUAGUGGUAAUAGAACUCCUCGCCCUGGUGACAUUAACAAUCCCAAAGAUGUUCAUAGGCAAUUAAAAGAAUUAAGAGGAAUUCUGAACCAGCAGCAUAGACCUUCGGAAGGUUUAUUAACCUCAAUAAGCGGUGAUAGUGACCAUGGUCUAUCACCACCGUUGAAACUGAUACGAGAAGAUAUUUCAGUUGUUAUGCGUAAAAGGGCUAAACGAGGUUAUUCUAUGCUUUGUACAGCAAAUGAAGAGCUUGUAAAAGAUUCACCAAAACUGAAGUCAUUAUGGAAUUGGAUAGCCCAAGCAGAGCUACUUUCUGAGGAGGGAAAGGCUUCCAUCGGAAAUGUAGAUUUUAGUUUUCAAGGAGUUUAUUCCAUAUGGACGGCUUCAUUGUCAAGCGGUAAAAAACAAUCACCGAUGCCAACACCUAAAACAUCAUCUCCAAGAUUCACACCUGAGAAAGUCGACCAAGGUAGCGUUGAUGAUAAUGAAAUUCCUAUUGUCACGACAUCAAAGUUAUCGCAACGAAAGUUAGCAUUGGCAAUGUGUGGCUGGGAUUUUGGAAAGAAAGAAUUAGAAAAUGUUAUUCGAGAAUUGGAAAAUUCAAAUAAUUAUGAAAAAGCAGCGGGGAUCGCAUUGUUCCAUGGUAAUACCGAAAGAGCUAUAACUGCAUUAAAUAAUAGUAAAGUUGAGCGUUUGAAAUUGAUAUCAGCUGCGUUAGCUAGUUAUGCCUUUAAUGGUCAUGGUCAAUCAAAUCAAAAAAAUGUGCUAUUGCGUGAAAUGUGCAAUGAAUUAAGUAAUGAUUUACGCGAACCUUACUUAAGAGUAAUUUUUUCGUAUAUUGCGUCUGGUAAUUGGCUCAAUGUAUUGCAACAACAAAAAGAACUUGCAUUGCUCGAUAGAGUUGGUAUUGCAUUGAGGUUCUUGGAUGACAAUGAACUCUCUACAUAUUUAUGUGAUGCUACUAGCAGGGUUAAAGCUGACGGCGAUAUCGAGGGAAUAAUUUUAACUGGCUUGACAUCUGAUGGCGUGACAUUAUUUGAGAAGUAUGUAGAUAACACGGGCGAUGUUCAGACGGCAAGUUUAGCAAUAAGUUUCUGCGUUCCACGGAAAUUUAAAGAUGACAGAGUUGCGGACUGGAUCGAGAGUUAUCGUUUAUUAUUGGACAAAUGGCAAAUGUUUCGUUCCCGUGCAUUAUUUGAUAUUGCACGCGGUAAGCAUAUGGGCUCUUCAACUUCCUCAGCCGCCGAAAAUAUACCACCUCAAGUAUACGUCCGAUGUAAUUUCUGUAGUCAAAGCAUUGCUCAUAACCUAUGUAUACCUGGAAAGAAUAAUAGACGGGUUACCUUAUCUGCUUCAUAUAAUGUGUCACCAAUACUACCAAAGCAAAAGACUACAUGCUGUCCUGUUUGUCAUAAAUCUUUACCUCGAUGUUCUAUAUGUUUAUUAAAUCUUGGAACACCAACAGACCAAUUAAGAGAAGUAAUGGCAAAAAAUGGGUUAACUAAUGAUAUUAAAGGAUCUUCUGGGUUUGAUCUUUGGUUUACAUGGUGUCAAUCAUGUAGGCAUGGGGGUCAUGCAUUACAUAUGACUCAAUGGUUUGAAAAACACAAAGUUUGUCCUGUUAGCGAAUGUCCUUGUGAAUGUCCUCGUGAAAUGUAA